Engraulis encrasicolus (European anchovy) is the source of this 1499-nucleotide messenger RNA. Its product is annotated as phospholipid phosphatase 1-like. Gene Ontology annotation, biological process: phospholipid metabolic process; signal transduction; phospholipid dephosphorylation. NCBI's taxonomy places the organism in Eukaryota, Metazoa, Chordata, Actinopteri, Clupeiformes, Engraulidae. The coding region runs from base 66 to 914 and encodes 282 amino acids. Gene Ontology annotation, cellular component: plasma membrane. The record is from RefSeq and is a predicted model, not a curated record. The transcript has 6 exons. Gene Ontology annotation, molecular function: phosphatidate phosphatase activity.
GAUAGUCCUGCUUUAUCAGCACCUGCAUUGGAUAUUUUUUUUGCGGGGAUCGAUCAAGAUCAACAAUGUUCGAAAUCGGAGGAGUUCACGUCGUUCUACUUGACCUGACCUGCAUGGUACUCGCUGCUUUGCCAUUUGCUGUACUCACUCCACGGCACAAUCCAUUCAAAAGAGGAUUCUUUUGCAGCGACGACUCGAUCAGAUACCCCUUCCGCGAGGACACCAUAUCAUAUCAAUUACUGGCUGGAAUAAUGGUGCCGUUGACUGUACUUGUUAUUGUCUCUGGGGAGUGUCUGUCAAUCUACCUGAAACCUAUCAAGGCCAAACAGUCGUUUGCCAAUAGCUAUGGACCAUGCUUGUAUAAGGCGGUGUCAACCUUCCUGUUUGGUGCCGCCGUUAGCCAGUCGCUGACAGACAUUGCCAAGUACACGGUGGGCAGACUCAGGCCGCACUUCCUGGAUGUGUGCAAGCCUCAGUGGAACACUGUGGACUGUAAAUCGGGAGGAUACAUUGAAAGCUUUACCUGCACCGGAGAUAAAGUUAUGGUCAACGAGAGCCGGCUUUCCUUCUACUCUGGGCACUCUUCCUUCUCCAUGUACUGCAUGGUGUUUUUAGCACUAUACCUGCAGGCAAGACUCCAGAUGGAAUGGUCUCGGCUGCUCCGGCCCACCGUCCAGUUUUUCCUGAUUGCCUCCUCCCUGUAUGUGGGCCUGUCGCGCAUCUCGGACUACAAGCACCACUGGAGCGAUGUGGUUGUGGGGUUCCUUCAGGGUGCCGUAGUGGCGGUGUUGAUUGUAUUUUCUGUGGCAGAUUUCUUUCGGAGGCCAGCAGGAAUAGAAGAGGAGCAGGAGAUUUCUCACACCAGUCUACAAGACACUGCAUCCAAUGGGAACCACUAUGGCAGCACAGAUUGACAUAUGGACUAGGCAAGAGGUGGGCAAAGUCAUGCCCGGAGGCCACACGCCGCCUGCUGAGCCAUUUGAUCUGGCCUGCAGAGACUUUACAAAAAAGACAGAGUUUGUGUGAUCCUCUCAGUCAAGAUAGGGGUCUUGCGGAUUUGAGAUUAACCAAGUACAUACUGUAGACCUUGGCUAUUGUGUUCAUCUAAAUACAUUUCAGAGACUAUGGGAAGCCCUUACAGAAUGUUCCCUUCUGUCCAUACCAAAUAUUUGACAAUGUUCAGCUCAACAACUUUUGCCAAAGUGUUUUGGAUUUGUAAUUAUGUUUUACGUGUUAAAUACUGUAUCUCAUUUACUAUUGCUGCUGAUUAAGACCUGUUGAUGAUGACAUUACAGGGAUUGUGUGUGUGCGCAUGUGUGCGUGCGUGCGUGCGGGUGUGAGUGUGAGUGAGUGAGAAAGAGAGAGAUUAUAAAAUCUUUUCAAUACUCAUUUUUUCAUAUACUUAUUUUAAAACAUUGUGAACUGACCAAGUAAAUGUGUGCAAAGCUUAUUUAUUAUUAUUAUACUGGCGAAUUAGCUUUAUCAUAAUGGUAAAAUUA